AUGCCUCAAACCUCUACAUACGGCACAGAAAGUGCAGCAAACAAAGCUAUUGGUGGCAUUCCUACUGUCCAUUAUUUCGAUUUCCAAUCCCGAGGCCGAGGUCAGGUAGUUCGAUUGUUGCUCAUCGAUGCAGGAGCUGCAUUCAAGGAUAUUCGGUACACAUUCGAAGAAUGGCCAGAACAUAAGAGAAAUGGGAAAGUUGCGGAGAUAAAUCCUACGGGAAACAUACCAGUGGUCGAGAUGCCGGACGGAAAAAUCUUGACACAGAGUUAUGCUAUCCUUAGGCAUUGGUCAAGAUUGCUAGGCGCGUAUGACGGGAAGAAUGAAGAUGAGAAAUAUUGGGCCGAUGCAAUUUGCGAUAUUGUUGUUGAUUGGCGAACUCUGUUCAUUUCAGCUUUCUUCUCUGACAACCAAAAAGAAGACUAUCCGAAACAUCAACAAGGCGAUCAGAAGAAAUACCUCAACGCAAUCGAAACACAUUUGAAGGGUUCGGAGCUUUCGAAAAAGGGUCCUUUCAUAAUUGGCAAUGAAAUCACAUAUGCAGACAUGGCUCUAUAUCAGUUACUCCACGACGAAAGUCUUACCAAAGAUGGACGAAAAGGACUGAAAGAGUAUCCGAGAUUAGUGCAAUUAGUAGAUGCUGUGGAAACCAGACCAAACAUCAAGAAGUUCUUGAACAGCGAUGCUUAUCUUGGUUAG
Botrytis deweyae is the source of this 699-nucleotide messenger RNA. RefSeq lists its product as uncharacterized. Gene Ontology annotation, biological process: glutathione metabolic process. The transcript has 2 exons. NCBI's taxonomy places the organism in Eukaryota, Fungi, Ascomycota, Leotiomycetes, Helotiales, Sclerotiniaceae. The coding region runs from base 1 to 699 and encodes 232 amino acids. Gene Ontology annotation, molecular function: glutathione transferase activity. The record is from RefSeq and is a predicted model, not a curated record.